AUGAUUGCCCAAAAGACGCACCAUUUCAAGACGACCAUAUUGAGCAGCUGCGGUUAUGCCAUAGCCGGUGCUGCCUUCGCUACGUACAUUGAGGCCCUCGCCGAUCUGGCCAAGAGCGACAACACCAAGAUCCUGCUCUACUCCCAGGACGCCUCCCACACUGUACAAGACGUGACCAAACAGUUUGGCUCACUCUUUGUUGAAAUGGUCAUCUCCAUGCAGUAA
Molecule: messenger RNA, 225 nt
Organism: Acanthamoeba castellanii str. Neff
Lineage: Eukaryota; Discosea; Longamoebia; Acanthamoebidae
Exons: 2
Coding region: 1-225 (74 amino acids)
Source: RefSeq, a predicted model, not a curated record